UUGUAAAUUGCAAUUGUGUGUAGUUGGAAAAAAUCUAAGAGCUAUCAGACUGUUUGCAGAUCAGACUCAGAAUGGGAACCUUUCACUUGGCUGUAAUUUUCAUCCUUCUUGCUUCGAAUGUUUACAGGACAUCAGGACAGACAUGUGAGGGACAAUGUGGCAACAAGUUUGAGUCAUGUUCCUGUCACACUACAUGCUCAUCGCUCAGUAACUGCUGUGAUGACUAUAGGGAGUUCUGUGUGGAGAUUGCUCCAUAUUCCGGAACAUUUUUCGGCGGAACCGAUUUCAUGGUUCUCCACGCGACUUUUAAUCAGACUUUAAUCAAUCAGAUCGUCUGUAGGUUCAAUGGUGACAUCCAGACCGUUGGUUAUGUAGACGCUCAGAGCAGAGGUCACUGCAUCUCCCCUCUGCUCUACGAAACAGGCUGGAUUCCAUUUCAGAUCUCCACCGACAACGGAACGACUUUCAGCAAACAUGGAACCUGGUUAUCAGUCCACACAGGCAAGUCUGACCCCAGCCUGAAGGUGACCUUGGUGAACUCCACCCAGUGGCAGUACUAUGGCACCCCAAACGUGGGAGGGGCUUUGCGUAUGACGUGGAACACCUCAUUGGUCCAGGCAGACAGGGUGAACAUGGAGCUGUGGGGCUACAUGGAGACAGGAGAGCCGUACUCAGAGUCCUGGAGGUCUGAAUGGAGGUUCCUCUACUCACUGGCCACGGACCAGCCUAACGACGGCACGUUCAGCUUUGUGCCCAAACCGGCCGAGAGACCUUUCUCAGACUGGGAGCUGGGUUGUGUGAGAGUCAGCUCCAGCUCGCACCCAGAAGGCACAUGGAAUGUCGGCGCGGUGUGGAGUGAGGACCAUGCUCUAGCCUGGCACCUGGAGGACAAAUUCAGGCAGGACUCUGCAGCCUGGGCGCUGGAUAAGUGCCUAGCAUGGGACCAGCUGGAGAAACGACUUCCAGACUUCCUCAGCGAGACCAUAGACUGCCCUUGCACUCUGGCCCAGGCUAGAGCAGACACAGGCAGGUUCCAUACGGAUUAUGGCUGUGACAUGGAGAAAGGAAGUGUGUGUACUUAUCACCCUGGGAGUGUUCACUGUGUCAGGGCCAUUCAAGCUAGCCCUAAGUAUGCAGCGGGGCAGCAGUGUUGCUACGACAGCACAGGUACCCAGAUCCUGACAGCAGACUCCAUAGGAGGGAGUACCCCUGACCGAGGCCACGACUGGGGCUCCCCUCCCUACAAGAGGCCCCCCAAGGUCCCUGGAGCCUCUCACUGGGUCUACGACGUCCUGAGCUUCUACUAUUGUUGCCUGUGGUCAGACAACUGCGUGUAUUACUUCACACACCGUCCCUCCAGCGACUGCAGGACCUACCGUGCGCCAAAGUCUGGUGUUGUGUUUGGAGAUCCGCACUUUAUCACCUUCGAUGGCCUCGGCUACUCCUUCAACGGCAAAGGGGAAUACACCCUGGUCAUGUCGGAAAGCAGGCGGCUCAGCGUGCAGGGCAGAACCGAACCAGUGAUCCUGAGCAAUGGCACUGCUGUAAAGGCGACAAAGCUGUCGGCUGUUGCCAUGGCGGAGGGGGGCUCUGAUGUCGUAGAGGUGAGACUGAGGGGGGCAGAGGAAGGUCUGGAGGUUCUCCAGAACCAGCGCUCUCUCUCCUUCUCGGAGCAGAGCUGGCUGGAUCUGAAAGGUGUUUUUGUGUUUUCUCCCAUUCCACACAACGUGACGGUCAUGUUUCCCAGUGGAGCUGGGGUGGAGCUUCGACUGAGAGAGGGAACCAUGACAACCACUGUACUCCUGCCAGAAGACUUUCAAAACGCCACCCUCGGCCUUCUGGGAAAUAUGAACGAUGACUCCAAAGAUGACCUUGUAGCAAGCGAUGGUCAACUUGUUUCCAAUCAAAGUAUACCAGAGGAGGUGUUCAAAUUUGGGAGAAGCUGGGCGAUAUUGAACGCAUCCUCUUUAUUCACGUAUGACUCAGAGCACUUGUUGAACACAUAUUUACAUGCUCCCAAACACGACCCUGAUUUCAAUCCGGCGUUUUCUGCCCCCGAGGAUCCAGGAGAUGCUCUGUUGAGCCAGGCAUCUGAGCUGUGCUCUGGAGAAGGUUCUACGUACUGCAGGUAUGACACACUGAUGGCUCGGAGUCUGAGAAUGGGCAAUGCUACAAGGGUAUCGUUUAACAGCCACAUGUCCGCAGUGGAGGACCUCAAAUUAGUGGUGUCCUGUGGUUGGCUCGCUCCGCCCAACAAUGGGAAGAAGCAGGGGACCAGAUAUCUGGAGGGAGCUGUGGUGAAGAUGUCCUGCGAUGACAGCUUUGUCCUGGAUGGUCCAGGAGAACACACCUGCCAGAGUAAUGGACAGUGGUCCGGGGAAACCACUUACUGCGUGACCGAUAAUCUCACAGGAAUUAUAGUUGGUUCAGUCAUCGGAACUCUAGCAUUAAUCGCGAUGAUCACAUCAAUCAUCCUCCACAGCAGGAAGAAAAAAAGAGAAACAUCAGCUGUGGAAACCACCGAUUUCUGAAAGAAAGAGCUUUCUGAAAGGCUUUUAAUUCUCUUCGGCAGCGGUCUAAAACACUCCUUUUUUGUUUUUGUAUUCACUAGUUUAGAGUCGAAAGGAAUGGAUACAUUUUAACUCACAGCAGGGAUGUUUUGUGUCCAGCUCUACUUGACAGCCUAAUACCUAUAUUUAGUUAAGCAGCCCACUGUGUGUAUUUUUUUUUAACUGUAAUA
Molecule: messenger RNA, 2740 nt
Organism: Osmerus eperlanus (European smelt)
Lineage: Eukaryota; Metazoa; Chordata; Actinopteri; Osmeriformes; Osmeridae
Product: sushi domain-containing protein 2-like
Exons: 16
Coding region: 72-2531 (819 amino acids)
Source: RefSeq, a predicted model, not a curated record